This is a messenger RNA of Oikopleura dioica, 1506 nucleotides long. NCBI's taxonomy places the organism in Eukaryota, Metazoa, Chordata, Appendicularia, Copelata, Oikopleuridae. The record is from the annotation of a GenBank genome assembly.
AUGAAACUCGCAGGCUUUCUUUUUGCCUCAACUUCAGCCGGCUACUUUCAGCAGUACAAUGGGCUGACCGCUGAAGAAAGGGAAGAGCGACGAGUUCUCUGCGACGCCAAGACUGAAGAGACUAUCGAGCAGUUCCCGAUCGAGAACGGCUCUUGGAACUGUCCAAAUCUAGGACUCUUGAGGUCGAAGAUUCGUUGCUAUCCGACUUGCGAGGCGGGAUUCGUUCCCGACUGGACCGCCAAGCCGAGGAAGAAUGCCCCGCGAUUCAUGACCCGAUGCGGCGAGCCAGCAACUAUUGCCAAAAAAAACCUCAACGCCAGCGUCAGAUUGUCCUGUUCCCCGAAGGAGGCUCAUCCAUGCGCCGCUGCAGCUGCCUCCGUCCAGCUUGAAGAUGGUCAGCUCGAGCUCGCGAGAGUCAUCAACAACAGAAGAGCCGGCUACGACAUCAUCUGCGAAGACGGAACAAACAAGGGAAGAGUGCACUGCAACAACGGGCACUUCAAAUCGUGGACUGUCGACGCGUGGGAAACCGCUUGUCAGGGCCAUACGACUUCCACAACUACCACUACCACUACUACCACUACCACUAGUACGACGACAACUACGACCCCAGCUCCGAUCUCGACCACGACCAGUGUCGACGAUGGCUGUGAGAACCCUUGUCGCAACCCUUUCUUGACAUGCUUCCCGAUCGUUAGCAGCUGCCCGCUCACUCCAAGCUACAACAAUUACCUGCAGAGACAGGCGGCAUCCGUCAGCUUCCGCUUUGAAGUCGACAUUCUCUGCGACUCCUAUAGUUCAGCCUACUACUACACAGGCCACAGCUUGUACAUCGAUCACGAAAAUCAGAAAAAAUUUGCUCUCACUCGUAACGCGUACACUACGGGAAAAAUAACUGUAGAAGUGGCAAUUCCUGAUGUUCAUGAAUUCGAUGUGCAGUGCGAAGAAGGGUCUUGGCGGGUGAAAUCAUGGAAGAGUCCAUCGAAAAACACCGUCGGCAGUGAACCACUCAAUGAGCAAUUUCGACUCGAUGAGAUGUUAGACGAAUUGGUUGAUCCAGUCGAUGAUUUUCUUCUCGAAGAAGAUCCGACAAUCCAUGAAGAUACCUUGGAAGAUGCUGUUUUCGACCGACAAAUGGCGGUAAGAGAAGUCACCAAGGAACUGGAAAAAGCGGAGGAAUUCAUUAAACGAGCAUCAGUUCUAUCGCUCUCCGCAAGUAAAUCUCGAUCUCACACAAAAUCGUCUCUUGGCGGGAGCGCCUUUUCCAUCCACAGUUCCAGUACAUGUCAUAGUCAAAACAGUGAGUCGCGAACGAAAGGUCUUCUGAUCAACAAUGUUCUUGCUGAUAUUGUAAAGACGAGAAAGAAGGACGAAAAGAUGCGGAGAUCAACGAUGACCAGAAUGAGCAGGCAUUCAAUGAGCAUUAAAAGCCCAACUCCUGAACCCGCGAUAACUCUGCCCGAAGUGCUUGGCGAGCAGACCCGCUCAAAUAUGAAAUCUGCAUAG